Messenger RNA from Lithohypha guttulata, 1155 nucleotides. RefSeq lists its product as uncharacterized. The coding region runs from base 1 to 1155 and encodes 384 amino acids. The record is from RefSeq and is a predicted model, not a curated record. NCBI's taxonomy places the organism in Eukaryota, Fungi, Ascomycota, Eurotiomycetes, Chaetothyriales, Trichomeriaceae. Gene Ontology annotation, molecular function: protein binding. The transcript has 2 exons.
AUGGCGUCUUCUAGUGAUUUUCCACAGUAUCAAGACGGCGAUGUUACAAUUGUUGUGUCCACAAGCAAGGUAUAUAGGCUACAUUCACACACUUUGCGCCGUGUGUCUGAUUUCUUCCGAAAUGCCUUCGAGAAUGGCGAAGCACCUAGAUUGACUGCUGCAGCUAGAAGAGAUGGCCAUACGCCAUAUAGGUUUGUCCUGGUCCAGCAGCAUAGCGAUUCGGACGAUCGUGGUGCUUUUAUUUCCCUGAACCCUAUUACAGCUCGUGCUGCUAGAGUCGAUCUGAGCGGUCAAGAUGAGGAUAAGUGUUGGGACUGGCUCUUUGGCUGCUUCUAUGGCAUCACACCAGCAUUUGAUACGAGCACAUUUGGCGCAACUGUACUGGACUGUUCGAACUUGCUUGAAGUUGCAGACACGAUCGCCGCUGUAACUCACAUUAGGGAAGUAGUAGAUCUGGCGCUUUUGAGGCAGGAUAAGGUUCUCUGGCCAUCGAUAGCUACUAAUCCGGUCGUUUGGGCUGAACUCGGUCGACGAGUCAAGAGUCCUGCCAUCUUUAGGGAAGCUGUGGUUCACAUUGUGGGAAAGUGGAAGAUGCUGGGCGAGGCAACCAAGGGACAGCUUCGUGCAGCAACUAAAGAGCUGUGUCAGCGAAAGUGGGAUGAGCUAGAACUGGCUAAACGAGCUAUCGAAAUCAGGAUCGCAGGGCAUUACCCAGAGUUUCUAUGUCGCAACCACGUCGACAAACCUCACCGAACCGGCUACGCCAACGACAUCUACAUGUGGAUGGCCCUAUCUUGCUUCCGACAAUACGUCUCUCAAUCAGGUAAUGAUGGCAUGAAUAGACAGGCUGAAGAUGGCGGCUAUGCAUGGUACAAGCAAUUCAGUCAGGGAGGAGAUGCGUACCUGGAUCACGAUGCAAUGAGGGCAUUCCACACGUACUUCCCGAUGUCCAGCAAGGCGUGCAGCGUUUUGGAAAGCCACAUGAACGUGCUAAAGGAGGAUAUGAAGGUAUUCGUCAAGGAUCUGAUGGUGGUGAGGACACAUAUCGAUCCAGCUACCAUGGAAGAGGUAAUCAAACCGUGGUUGACCUGCACAAAAGUGGACAAGGAGGACUUGCCAUGGUAUGUAUUGGAGGAGGGAGCACACGACCAAUGA